ACGUGAACGUUCGUUCGGCCGGCGGUGUGCAGAGAGCAUCAUCUCGGUGGUGGUGUGUCGUUUUUCAUCUAGCGAGUCUCCAACCCUCCCUUCCCCCUCCCUCCACACACCGUGCAUCCCCAAAAACUGUUCCAUGAGCGGUCUCGAGCCACCUCGUGGGAGACACGUAUUCCCAAAGAGGUAGGGAUUACGAAGACAAUACGACGACGCUGGGUUCCACUGCGUCGGACGAUCUACGCAACGUCGAUUCCCGGUGGCAGCACGCCGGCGAAUCCGUCGACGGGAGGUCUAAGGAGGCGUUCGUGUCGGUUCAGAGGGGCAUCGUACACAUAUAAUUCCGUAAAAGCACACGAUCUCUUUCCAUGAAUCUAUCGUUCGAACGGUGAAAAAGAGGGUGGUGGUGGUGGUGUGGCGGUGGUGGUGGUGUGGUGGUGGUGGUUGCUGCCGCAGGACAGGUCGAUCGCGUCCCAUGAACCCGCUUCCGCUUCCUCUACCCCACCUACCGUGAUUCUCUCUCCUCUAACCGGCAGAACAGGCUCUCGAAGAAGACGUGCACACGCAAACACCACGCGCACACACCCAAACACACCACGGGGCGGAGGAGAGAAGAGACACCCGCGGUGGCAGGUACUAGUACUACUACUACUACUACUACUACUACUACUACUAUUACUACUACUAUACCUAUCCUCGGAUCGUCUGCUACGUGGGGAAAGGCUGACACACAGGGGGGCUGACAUCACACUGUGGCGGUACGGGAGAGAUAUGCGCGUGCUAUCGAUCACGCGGCCUGAUCCAACGGAUAUGUGAUACCGGAAACGGGUACGGCAGGCUCGACCUGCGUGUGCAGGUGUGUUGCUGCUGAUACUCCUUCGACACCGCGUGUUCAUACAUACCGCCACACGUAUGCGUUAAUUGAAGGGAAUCGCCGCGAAGGGAGAGAGAGAGAGCAAGAGCAAGAAAGGGUGUGCGCGCGAGAAGUGGCACGCCGCGUGAGAUCGAGGCGAAACGUGUGAAUGAGGAUGCACGGAUACGAGGACGACGCCACGGCGACGACGACGACGUGCCCGACGUCGUUCGUCUAUGGGACGAAGAGGAUCACGUCCGUCGCCAGGAUCCUCUGCACGGUCCUCGUCUCGUGGUGGAUCGUCAAGGAUCAACUGGCGUUCGGGCAGACCGAUCCGCCGGAACUGACCACGAUCGAGGAUCUAAGCGGACGGGGCACGAGGAAGUUCGGCGAUCAAUGCGUGGAGGAUCGCGAGUGCGGCUUCGCAGGAUCGUACUGCGAGCCGAAGAAAAACAAAUGCGCAUGCAUGGAGGAGUUCGAGGCCACAAAUCACAUCGACAAGUGUGGACACUCGGCGAACGUGAACGAGUCGUGCUUUUUUAACGAGCAAUGCGAGGCGAAGGUAAUCCAGACCGAGUGCAGGGACGGACGGUGCAUAUGCAUCUUCGAGAAGAUCCCGGUGACGCAGUCGGACGGGCUGACAGUGUGCGUUGCGGAGCAAAAGGAGGAACCCAAUCUCCAAUAUGUCGACGCGACGAUGAUUGGUGUUCUCGUUGGUAUGGCCCUCAUGUUCAUCAUCAUCUGCGUCGUUCUUAGGCUUUUCAGCAAGGCUCGCUGGCGCGAGAAUCGUACGAUCUUCAAUACACCGAAUGCGCGUCUGAUGAACGUUUCGUUGCUGAGGGAGAACAAACUCUUACACCCGGGCGAGAGACGUGGUUCAAGGGCGAGCGUACGUGUACCCUCGAGGCAACCCUCGAUGGCCUCCUUGCGCGCCCACUCGCCGAACGCCUCGCAAGGGUCACGAACAGGAUCACGACGGGGAAGUCGCGGGAGCAGCGGGAACGCGUCAGCGGUCUCUACGAAAUCGAACAAGUCGCCGCCGAACCAGCCGAGUAACAUGACGGAAACCGUUUUGGAUAACGUCACCGUGGAAAUUUUCGAGGCGAAGGCGUAAAUCUGACAAAGAGAGAAAGAGAGAGAGAGAGAGAGGGAGGGGGGGAAUGAAAGAGAAAAACAAAAGAAAACAAGAAAAAAGAAUUUCCCAACCCUCUCAGUUCCCAGCACUCACGGACGGUCGGAGGGAAAACGUCCGAAGAAGACGAAAACCGUCUACGAAACUCUAUUUUUCACGUGCAAACUUCUCACACAAUUCCCCACGUUACGUUUCUCGCCAUUUUCUGUUAUUUCCCUUUGUCCAUUUUAGCGAGAUCGACACAGUUUGUCUUCGAUACCGAAACUUUUUCUAGGUCUAUCGCGACAACGAAGCCGCGCAAGUUAGCAAUAGCGAUCCCGAUAGAACUUCAUCGAGACUAUCGUUUUUCGAUAUUCGGAUGCCCAGCGAAGGGCGACGAUCCGAUCCGACUCUCAGAUAAUCGAAGGAAACGAUGUUACAAUUGAGAUAAUCAUUAUUUACCGAGAUAAUCAUUCUCUAACUUUAAUUGCCCGAGGGGCCGUGUGUCCGGUUUACUGUUUUCCAGUCGGUGUAAAUCGACAGCGAAAACCGGCUCGUAUGCAGUGGAAGCACGUGACACCGCUCCUGUCUCUCGUGAAUCAUUCGACGGCGUGUUAAUCUAAGAAAGGUGUAUAUGCUCGAAGAACGGGUAAAUCGUGAUUUCGAUGAAUCGCCGCUGAAACGACGGGACCCGGUGAAACAUGACUCGAUGCGAACGAGAUGAAAAAUUACAGGAGCAUAUCAUAAUUAAUCCGCGUGUUCUUGCACAAAUGAAAGGAAUCGCACCGGGAAAAGCAAUCUUCGAACUUCGACUCUCGAGUAGAUAGGUCGUUUCACAUUCCGCUGUCUAUAAGGGAGAAGAAGAAUUCAAAAAAAAAAAAAGACGCAAGAAAAACGUAACUUUUUCUACGACAAAAAAAAAAGACGCUUAGAUAAAUAAACGAAUCAUUCUAUCACCGCGAAGCAGAACUUCUUCCGUCUCUGAUCUAGUUCGUU
Molecule: messenger RNA, 2954 nt
Organism: Dufourea novaeangliae
Lineage: Eukaryota; Metazoa; Arthropoda; Insecta; Hymenoptera; Halictidae
Gene: jus
Exons: 6
Coding region: 1017-1961 (314 amino acids)
Source: RefSeq, a predicted model, not a curated record